UGUAAGAUAACAUGUCAUAAGAUUAGAAGCAAGGCAACCUAUUAUUUUCCUUUUACAACAUUGUACGUAAAGAAUGACAGGAUAAGGAGUCUUUUGGCACCGUAGUUGCAUGAAAAUACACACUCUCACACCAAAGCAAAAGAAUGGUGUCGUAUUGGGAGCUUUCUCCGUAUAAAGCAAAUCAAGGGUUGUCUCCAUGUCACGCUCGAUUCCAAACCAGCUAAGCCCUUCUCUCUCAGUUCGAGAAAGUGCAACAUAAUCCCUCCAACCUAUAAAGAAAACCAACCACACCCUUAAUCCUUCGCAGUAAAAAAAGUCCUUCCUUCCCUUAACUCUCCCCUUAUCUCCCUCUCUUCUCUCCCUCUCCCUCUCUUCUCUUCUCUUCUCUUCUCUUCUUCCCACCAUUCCACUUCAAUCAUCAUGCAAUCAUAGUAACAACAAUACCCUUUUCUGUUUUUCUCUUUUCUCUUCAUCCAUGUCUUACACAUCCUCCUCCUAUCCUAUCCCAUAAACUACAUAUAUAUAUAUACACGUAAUUAUUAUAUUAGGAUAGAGAAAAAAAAAAAAAAAGACUUGCAUAUAUGGCUACUAGUACUAGAGCUAGUAGUAGUUUUUUCCUUCCAAAGUUCUUUAGAGCACUUCUUGUGGGAGGGCUUCUUUGUCUUCUUCUUUUAGUAACCUUGGGUGGUGGUGAAGGAUCAAGACAACCAGCUACACAAUGGUCUGAAGAAAGGGUCAAGCAUGGGGUGGUGGUUGGUAGAGAUAUGCCUGUCGACCGUGAAGAAUUGGACUUCAACUACAUGAGCAAAAGAAGAGUUCCCAAUGGACCAGAUCCUAUUCACAACAGGAGAGCUGGAAAUUCUGGUCGACCACCUGGGCAAGCUUAGGAGCAUGGGAAUAAGACAAGCUUCAGCAACCUUGCAGAAGAUGACAGAAUAUGAUAAUUAGCCAUGUAAUUGUGAGAAGUGAGAGUAUAUAUAUCCCUGACCCUGAGCUUCUUAGAAUUGUAGCUUGCAAGCAAGGGCUAAUCUCUAACUUGCGGAAAUUGAUUUGUUAUGGGAAGAGUUGUUUGAGGCCUAAAGAGGGGGGAAAAAAAGAGAAAGGAAGCUUGUCCCACAGAAAAUGAGGUGAAAAGAUAGUUUGGUGAGUUUCUACAGGAACUGAAAUUUAGUGAGUGUUUUAGUGUUUUGAAGUUGUUGUGAUAUGAGAGGGUCACAAAUUUCAAUGGAAUGGAGAUCAGUGCUUGCAUGUAAAGCAAUUAACGUACCUUUAAAGUUUAAAAGCCAGAAAGAUGUUGUGGCAACAGCAGCAGCCAUGCAUGCUUUUGGAGGACUAUACAAAAGUCUUGUAUGUUAGGGGAAAAAACAAAGAGUCUUGGCUUUGGCUUUGGCUUUGGUUUGCACACUACUAAGUUUGGUGAUUUCUGUUUUUUGUUUUUUAUUAUUAUUUAUUGUAAAGAUUAGCCAUGAGUUCCUAAAGUAAAAGUAAAUUCCACCAUUUAAAGGUGUUGGCGCACCUGUAAAAGAAGGGUGUUUGCA
Molecule: messenger RNA, 1538 nt
Organism: Vigna angularis (adzuki bean)
Lineage: Eukaryota; Viridiplantae; Streptophyta; Magnoliopsida; Fabales; Fabaceae
Product: CLAVATA3/ESR (CLE)-related protein 25
Exons: 2
Coding region: 582-887 (101 amino acids)
Source: RefSeq, a predicted model, not a curated record